Molecule: messenger RNA, 1791 nt
Organism: Geodia barretti
Lineage: Eukaryota; Metazoa; Porifera; Demospongiae; Tetractinellida; Geodiidae
Source: the annotation of a GenBank genome assembly
UGCGCAUGCGCACCGGAAAAAUAACCCGCCGCGGGUUGACCAACAGCUCGUUUUCUGACGGAGCACCACCAGUCAUGAAGUGCGUUCUUUACGUUGUGUUGCAGGCGUGUGCUCUCGCUCUUCUCUGCAACACUUUGCCGGACCAAGAAGGCAAUGGCUGUACGAGUGGGUUUAUGAGUGUGGACAGAAUGGACCACUUGCUGGGCAAUAAAGGCGGUGUGAUCCCUAGUGAGAACUAUCAGGGAAUAUUUCCAGAAGUCGGCUUCACGUGCAGUGGCAGUAUUGAGGGCUGGGUGUUUGGAGCCCGGUGGGUAGGAGGGAAUGACAGAGAGUUUACAGAACUACAGAUAUGGAGACCUACUAGAGAUGGAGCCUACACUAAAGUUGGAAACACUACAAUCAAUACUGACAGGAUCAGCUCGGGGUUCUACGAGUAUCCUCUCUCCUCUCCACUGGACUUCCAAGCUGGCGACGUGUUAGGGUAUUACCAACCCCAUUCUGACCAGAGUCAGUUGAGAUUGCAAUUUGAAGAUGGUGGACGAAGGAAAAAUCAAACUGGCUAUUACUACAUUGGUUCGAGCUCAGCCAGUGAUCUCUACCUACCUUGGGGAGCCAUGUCUACCAGAUAUCAAAUACUUGUUAAUGUGAUCACAAAUUCUACAGAUUGUGUGAGAGGUUUUGUGAGUGUGGAGAGAAUAAGGCUACUUCUGGGUGUGGAUCCCACCUAUGGCAUCGAAUACAACAGUCAACGUCAGCAGAUCUCACCAGAGAUAAAGAUCACGUGUAAUGGGUUAAUUACCAAAUGGAUUAUUGGAGCUGAUUGGACUUCUAGUGUUAGUUCAUACCUCUAUCCUGAGCUUCAAGUCUGGAGGAAUGUUGGAAAUGAGACAUAUCGGAAAAUGAGUGGAACUCAUGUGUUUUUUCCUUUUAGUGCGAGAGCUAAUAGAAUUUAUGAGUACACCAAAUUUGCACCCAUACCAGUUGAAUCUGGGGAUAUUCUGGGAAUAUUUACACCCUCCCCUUCCAGACUUCGUCUCCGGUUUGAGAACGACAACAGUAACAAUCCCAAAGUCUACUACCGUUCUACUGACAAUUCUGCCACAUCAUCUCCUUAUGAGGAGCUAGACAGACAGAAUAAUGAUCCUUCGCUGGCAACAGCAUCCUAUUACCCCCUUGUGUCCUUGGAGAUUGAGAGAUAUCCGCCCUCAUCAGUCUUGAUUCUUCCCAGCUCCUCGCUGAUCUCCACAGCUACCAGCCCUCUCCCCACCUCCAGAGCUCCUGUACCUUCCACUGACCAGCCCUCCUCUGGCCAGUCUUCAGCUGCCAUUGCUGCUGGUGUGGGUGGUGGAGUAGCUGUGGCUCUGGUUCUACUGAUGGUAGCCCUCCUCCUGGUCAUUCUGGUGGUGUUUGUCAAGAGAAGGAGACAGGACUCCAAACCACUGGAAAAUGUGGAACAUAAGGGUGGAUUUAGCCCUCUGGGCAAUCCAGUUUACACAGGUAUUUCAGGUUCAGGACGUGCUAGUGCAGCAACAGAUCACACACUAGGCGAGCUCUACGAGACUCCUCAGACCCAGGAUGAGGGAGAGGCUUUGUAUGAUGCACCUUCACCUGAGAAUGGCGGGGCCACUAAUGCUAAAGAAGCCAGUACUACUUUUGCCAAGUUCGAUAACCCGCUCUACGAGGAUAACUGAACGUUUUUAUAGCUUUAUUUUCUUUCCUCUUUUUGCCCUAAUUUUACUAGUUUUUUGUGAAAACUGCCACUGUUUGUAAUGUUCAUGGUAUUAUAGCGUG